This is a messenger RNA of Hipposideros armiger (great roundleaf bat), 812 nucleotides long. RefSeq names its product SH2 domain containing 1B (gene SH2D1B). The record is from RefSeq and is a predicted model, not a curated record. Gene Ontology annotation, molecular function: inositol-polyphosphate 5-phosphatase activity. NCBI's taxonomy places the organism in Eukaryota, Metazoa, Chordata, Mammalia, Chiroptera, Hipposideridae. The coding region runs from base 95 to 496 and encodes 133 amino acids. Gene Ontology annotation, biological process: regulation of immune response; negative regulation of insulin-like growth factor receptor signaling pathway. The transcript has 4 exons. Gene Ontology annotation, cellular component: cytosol.
UGGAGCAGGAAGGCGUAUCUCCACUCGCUUGGCCUCUGCAUCCCUCCUCAGAGCCUGACUUUGGCCUGGGUCCCGGGGACACUGGACGCCUCCCAUGGACCUGCCUUACUACCACGGGCCCCUGUCCAAGACAGACUGCGAGAACUUGCUGCUCGGCGAAGGGGUGGAUGGCAACUUCCUAUUACGGGACAGCGAAUCCGUGCCAGGGGCCCUUUGCCUCUGCGUCUCGUUUGAAAACUUCGUCUACACCUACCGCAUCUUCAAAGAGAAAUACGGGUGUUACACCAUCCAGACUGCGGAAGGCACUAAAAAGCUGACGUUUCUAAACCUAAAGGACCUAAUCUCCAGAUUCGAGAAGCCCAACCAAGGGCUGGUGGUUCCCCUUUUGAAGCCAAUUCAGAGAAGCACGCCCUGCCUGAGGUGGAGAAGGUCGAAGGUCGAGCGGGACAGCAUUUACGAGAACUCUAACAGCGAUUACGUGGAAGUCUUGCCUUGAAGAUAAGGAGACGGAACAAGCAAUUAGAGACGACAUGGGUAACAGCUCUCAUGGGCGACCCCGCUUCUCCCGCACACGUAGGCCUGAAAGGCUGAGCCCUAGGGAACAGAUGUCCAGCUGUCCUGGUCUGGAGGCUGACGGUGCUCGGCGCUCGGUGUACCCGCAGCAGCUCCAAACCCUGCCCUUCAGGACGGCCUGAACCUACUCCCUGACUUGCUAGAGGCACAACCACAUGUCACGGUGACAUCCGCCUGGACCAGGACCAGGACGCUGCCAUCCUACAGGAGAGCGCGCUUGGCCACAAGCUACAGCUGGG